Molecule: messenger RNA, 740 nt
Organism: Meloidogyne enterolobii
Lineage: Eukaryota; Metazoa; Nematoda; Chromadorea; Rhabditida; Meloidogynidae
Source: the annotation of a GenBank genome assembly
UCCAUCCUUCGAUGGUUUCUUCUUCUUCCCCUUUUUGGACUGGACUUUUAUUUUUUGUUUUGAAUAUUGCAAAAAUGGGAAGGCCAAUCUUACUUCAUAUCCCUUCAAAUAGAUCGUUCCCAAUUUUACCUGGGCUAGAACCUAUGGCUGGAGAAAAAUCAGCUCCACAUUUUUUUACUAUUACAGAGCGCUUUUCGAGAACAAAAAUGUCCAAUUUAAAUUUGAGACGAAAAAGACAGGUAAUUGCUGGUCAAGUAUAUGAAUGGCCAAGUAAUUUAGUUCCAUUUCAAAUAUGGGGAGGAGAUGCAAAUUUCCAAAGUUUAAUUCGUCGUGGAAUAAAAAUGUGGGAGGAAGCAACAUGUUUACGUUUCCGUGAAAAUUUACAAGCUACAGAUGCAAUUAGAUAUGUACUUGAAAGGGGAGAUAGUUGUUUUACUGAAUAUAUUGGAAGGAAUGGUGGAUUUCAAGAUAUUAUUAUUGGCUCAGAAUGUGCAGAAGAGUAUGUAGUUGCACAUGAAACAGGCCAUGCCCUUGGAUUUUGGCAUACACAUCAAAGACCAGAUAGGGAGCGUUAUAUAAGUAUAAAUUGGAGAAAUGUUUUGGAGGAGGCAACUGCUUCUUUUAUGCCUUUCCGUUCAAUGCUUCAAGCUUUUGCUAUUAAACAGGUCUCAGGAAGACGUUCCCCUUAUGAUUAUGGCUCGUUAAUGCAUUAUCAUGCAGUUAAUUACUUUUUCAAUUAA